AUGAGAGAUAUCUAUUCUGAAACUGUAGUCUACCACACUUUUGAUGUAGUGGGAAAGGGCACCUUCGGAAAAGUGUAAAAAUGCUGGAGAGGGAGCGAUGGAGAAUUAGUGGCGGUAAAAAUUAUGAAAAUGGAUGUUCACAUAAAUAAUUUGAAGACAAGCCACAUAGUUCAAUUUCACGAGGCAUUCCGUGACCAAACUAAUCAUUACCUGGUUUUUGAACUAUUGGAGAAUAACCUGUAUCAGCUUCAGAAAGAGAAUGGUUUCAAGCCGAUUGCGGUCUGCAACAUCCGUACCAUGUCAGAUGACAAACGCACUAGCCAAGCUGAAGGAACUCGCAAUCAUUCAUGCUGAUCUGAAACCUGAAAAUAUAAUGGUCGUGGAUCAUUGUUGCCAUCCCUUCAGCGUAAAGUUGAUUGGUUUUGGUUCUGCAAGUAUUUUCAGUGAAGUGCAUUUUGUUAAGGAGCCAUACAUCCAAUCCAGGUAGAAAGCCUAUGUUGCACCACAUGCUUUGUGAUGUCUUGUAUUUAUGAAGGUGAUCAUUAAAAGAAAUUCAGGGUGUCUGUGUGAACCCAAAAUGACUACUUCCACAAACAAACAUUUUGGGAAAGAAAAAACAACAUCAAUUUGAGAUGUUCUAUAUCUCUCCUGAAAUCCUCCUGGGCCUUCUAUUCUGUGAGAAAGUGGACAUGUGGUCUCUGGAUUGUGUGAUGUCAGAGUUGUUCCUUGGAUGGCCUCUGUAUCACGGCGAUUCAGAGUUUGAUCAAGUGAGGUACAUCUGCGAGACGCAAGGACUACCGCAAGCCCAUCUGUUCAACAUGGCUAGCAAGGUUCACAAUUUCUUCAAGCUCACCACCAACAGUCGAGGAGGGGAUAAAUGGCAGCUCAAGCCCAACAAGAGGCGUCCUCCCUCAGGCACAGAAGGCCGUACCCUGGGGAAGCAGCAGGGAUCGACGGAUCGGAGGAAGUACAUCCUCUCCUCCCUGGACCAGCUGGCGACCAUGGAGUGCACAGAGCACGACCCAGAGUUCCUCAACGAAGACGUGGCAGCAGAAGUUGUGGACCGCCGGAGCAUGGUGCAGCUCCUCAAGCGGACGUUAACCUUGGACUCCAACCAGAGGAUCCUACCCAAUGCGGCCUUACACCAUCCUUUCAUCAACAUGAACCACUUAUGCAUGUACCCAGACUACAACCGCUACUAUGAGAAGUCCGCUCGUGAGGCCCUGAUUCAGGAUACAGCUCCAGAGGGAGACAGCUGUAGGUCUCACCAUCUGAAUGCAGAGAGGGGCCAGCGGUUCCUGUACCCCAGGGAGAAGGGGACCCACCAGUCAUGUCCCCUGGGUCAAAAUCACCAUGACCACAGGGAGGGCUACCCACCAUUCUCAGAGCGCUUCCAAGGUAACAAUGGGGUUCUCUCCCAGCAGACCCCAGUGCCCAGUGAGCCUCAGUCCCCCACAGCGCUAUUUGAAGACCUGAUGGAGAGCCUGUGCAUUGUGGAUGAGGCCAACCUGGAGGCCACCAUGGGGGUAUGGGCGGAGGAGGAUGCCCAGUGUGCCUUCCAUCUGUCCAGCUCUGUGAAACCCUCAGAUCUCCAAGCCGGCCUCCAACCAAGUGAAAGCGGUGCCUUCCAGGAGACUGAGCUAGACUGUCCUCCUAUAGGCUCCACCAGCAGAGAUGACCCAGAGAGUGGCUCCAAGCUGUCCUAUUUCACCAGGCUGUGAGAACCAGCGCCUGAGGCAGCCAGUGGCCAGAUCCUUGCGGUCCGAUCCUACCCACGGGUUGAGCUACACCUCUGGGCCCCAGAUGGACAAAGCAGGUGAGCCCAAAGGCUCCAGUCUCUUUUCUAGGGACUCCACCACCCAACAGGACCUUGCAGGGCACAGGGAGCAGGCAGAGGCAAAGGAGGCAGCCUGUGUUUAUGGCUUGGAGGAGGUCCAGUUUCUCCAUUUUUAACCUGAAGGCUACUCCUGUCAUUGUUGCCAAUGGUGGCCGGCGUGGACCUCGGAUCCAAAGGUGGCCUCCUACCUGGGCUACGGCCCCCCAGCCUGCUGUAGCCAUACGCAGCAGCACUACCUCCAAUACUGAGUCUCCUGGAGGGAGGGGGUCAACAGAUACACGUGCCAGUACUGUACCAAAGCUGAGGGCUUCCAACAGCUCCUCUUAUCCAACGUGAGCUCCUCAAUACACAAAACAGACACUCCGCCAAUGCAAAGCAGGCCUGAAUAGACAAGCAGACCUGAUUUUUCAAACAGCCCUCCGAGAAUGUUGUCAUUAAGAGUUUAAUAUUGAUUAACUGCACAGUGGAUAAAUAAAUGUAUAAUUUGCAAGACUGCAUGCUUUAUUCUUAGUAAUGAAAUAAGAUAGACUUACUUAUUCUAAAGACUUUUGCAUACAACUGCUAAAUAUGAAAUAUAGACUGUUUAAAUUCAACUUAUUAGGGACAUUAACACAAAGGAAGAAGAGUGUACAAAAUGCAAUCAAUAUUGUACAGUACCAGUGCUUGCCAAAUAAUACACAGUGCAGUGCUAUUAAACACUUAAGUAUUUUGGCAGUUGCUAUGACAACAUUCUCCACUGCACUGCUCAUAUUAGACACUCCACGCAGCGCAAAUUCAAGAAAAAUCUAAUGUUUUCUGGACUUUAUUGCACACAUAUGAAAUCAGUUACUGCACAAUUCUAUGGGAAACAUACAAGUUUUAAAGUUAGAAGGAUUCAGAAUGAUUUAAUUAAAAAAACAGUCUAGGCUGCAGAGAAAAACAAUGCACAACAUACCAAUCAUACAUCAAAAAUAAUAAAAAGGAUCAAACCAGCAUGCCUAGCAACGUCAGUCCAAACAUUCAACACAUAAUACAGCAAUCUCCCUGAGAUUCACUGGGAUUUAUUCCCAAAGAGUUAAAGUUGAUAAUGCAUUAUUAACACACAGGCUUGUGUUUUGAUCAUUGAGGUGAGAGAUACAUAUCUCCUGCAAUUAUACAAAUUGUCAAUUUAUGAAAUAAUCCCAGAAACAGCUGCUGAUUAGAACUAGUGUACAGGGACAGAGAGAAGAAAUGUGCAUAUUUGGCAAAAAAAAACAGCUUGCUGUCAAUUGGGCUUCGAAUCCAAUUCUAUAUUGGCACGCUUACAUCCCAUUCCUCCCCAUGCUGGCUUGGAGGACACAGGCCCUGUAACAGUCUAGAGUGGUGGUUCCCAACUCCAGUCCUCGAGUACCUCCAACAGUACACAUUUCUAUUGUAGCCCCAGACAAGCAGACCUGAU
Molecule: messenger RNA, 3254 nt
Organism: Coregonus clupeaformis (lake whitefish)
Lineage: Eukaryota; Metazoa; Chordata; Actinopteri; Salmoniformes; Salmonidae
Product: homeodomain-interacting protein kinase 4-like
Exons: 2
Coding region: 633-1721 (362 amino acids)
Biological process (GO): peptidyl-serine phosphorylation; peptidyl-threonine phosphorylation
Cellular component (GO): cytoplasm; nucleus
Molecular function (GO): ATP binding; protein serine/threonine kinase activity; protein tyrosine kinase activity
Source: RefSeq, a predicted model, not a curated record